Molecule: messenger RNA, 1467 nt
Organism: Lethenteron reissneri (Far Eastern brook lamprey)
Lineage: Eukaryota; Metazoa; Chordata; Hyperoartia; Petromyzontiformes; Petromyzontidae
Product: large ribosomal subunit protein uL3-like
Biological process (GO): translation
Cellular component (GO): ribosome; cytosolic large ribosomal subunit
Molecular function (GO): structural constituent of ribosome; RNA binding
Source: RefSeq, a predicted model, not a curated record
UCUCCGGGCUCCAAUUUAGAAUUUAGACGCCUCCCUCGCUGGGUGAAGGGGGUGGUGGUGGUAGGGGGGCCGUGCCUUGUUCGGGUCGGGCUCGAACCCUACGGAGUGUCUCUUUUCUGCGGCUCACCUCAAGGAGAGGCGCACGGACUAAAGAAGGGCUCUUCUCGCCACCAUGUCGCACCGCAAGUUCUCGGCUCCCCGCCAUGGCCACCUGGGCUUCCUCCCGCGCAAGCGCUCGCGGCGCCACCGCGGGCAGGUGAAGAGCUUUCCCCGCGACGACCCGGCCGCCCCCGUGCACCUCACCGCCUUCCUGGGCUACAAGGCGGGCAUGACGCACGUGCUGCGUGAGGUUCACCGCUCUGGAUCCAAGAUCGGCAAGAGGGAGGAGGUGGAGGCGGUGACCAUCAUCGAGACACCUCCGAUGGUGGUGGUGGGGAUGGUGGGCUACGUGCAGACACCACGAGGGCUCAGGGGCCUCAAGACCAUCUUCGCGGAGCACCUCAGCGAUGAGUGCCGCCGCCGCUUCUACAAGAACUGGUACAAGUGCAAGAAGAAGGCGUUCACCAAGGCGAGUAAGAAGUGGACGGACGAGGCUGGGCGCAAGCAGCUGGACAAGGACUUCGCCACGAUGAAGAAGCACUGCUGCGUCAUCCGGGUCAUCGCCCACACGCAGAUGAAACUUCUGCCGCUGCGGCAGAAGAAGGCACACCUGAUGGAGGUGCAGGUGAACGGCGGCUCGGUGAGCGACAAGGUGGACUGGGCGCGCGAGAAGCUGGAGAAGGCCGUGCCCGUGACCUCCGUGUUCGGACAGGACGAGAUGAUCGACGUCAUCGGGGUCACCAAGGGCCGUGGCUUCAAAGGUGUGACGUCGCGUUGGCACACCAAGAAGCUGCAGAGGAAGACGCACAAGGGCCUGCGCAAGGUGGCCUGCAUCGGCGCUUGGCACCCGGCAAGGGUCAACUUCUCCAUCGCGCGCGCCGGGCAGAAGGGCUACCACCACCGCACCGAGAAGAACAAGAAGGUGUUCCGCAUCGGGAGAGGCAUCCACAUGCAGGACGGCAAGAUCGUGAAGAACAACGCGUCCACCAACUACGACAUGACGGACAAGAGCAUCACCCCCAUGGGAGGCUUCCCGCACUACGGGGAGGUGAAGAACGACUUCGUGAUGGUGAAGGGAUGCGUGGUCGGCACCAAGAAGCGCGUCCUCACGCUCCGCAAGUCGCUGCUCCACCCCACGCAUCGUCGCGCCACGGAGAAGAUCGACCUAAAAUUCAUCGACACCACCUCCAAGUUCGGCUACGGCAGAUUCCAGACGGCCGAGGAGAAGAAGGUUUUCAUGGGCCCGCUGAAAAAGGACCUGAUCAAGCAGGAAGAGAGCGCGGCCGAAUCUAAGCUGUGAACUUGGACUGCGAUCAGGACAUGUAAACCCGCGCCUGGGAACUAAAUAAACGGCUGUCGUCAACCCAA